AUGACACGAAUCGGCCCACAACAGUCCACGGGCCGCUUCGACUCGAACUUGGUCAUCUUUGCGCCCUUCAACAAUCCGCCGGCGGACGGCAAGAACCCCCACCGCUUCCGCAUUCCGCUCAUUCGCAUCUUGCUUCCCGCGACGCUGACGCGGAACCCUCGAAAACUCGCCGCCAUCGGCAUGCCCCACGCUGAACUCAUCACAGUUAACGACGCGUUGGAGGACAAUUUGUUUGCUACGCCGGCGAAUUUGGACGAAAGCAUGAUUGAAGAGCUGCUGCACACGUUCGAGUCGCAGCUCACAAUUAUAUUUACUUCGUCGAUCAUUGCGACUAAUCGUCUGUGCCGUCUGCUGCAGCUCUUCUCGUCGGAGCUGCAGAGCGUGCGGGGGAACCUACGGGGUAACAUGCGUGACUUAGCGCAAGCCACGGGCAUUUCAAACAGCACCCUUUGUCGGGCCCUCAAGAAUGGAGUGAUAUCGCGCCGCUCGUCCACAAUUAAGCCGCCUCUGACCAAUGCAAACAAGCUUGAACGCCUUGCCUACUGUGGCGCGCAUCCGCCAAACAGCCCCGACUUGAAUGUUCUUGACCUUGGCUUCUUUGCGUCUAUCCAAACCCUACAGUACAAGAUGUUUAGCCGCACGGUGGAUGAUGUGAUUGCAUCAACAAUGAUGGCGUUCGACUCGCUCGAUGCAGAAAUCCUGGAGAACCUGUUCCUUACUCUGCAAGUCGUCAUGCGAUUGGUGCUCGUACAUGGUGAUGGCAACCAGUUGAAGCUUCCCCAUCUGAAGAAGGGUACCAUGAAGCGUGCUGGCGCCCUUGCGGUGAAAUUAUCCUGCCCUGUCUUUGCGGUCAACAGUCUCCUCCAAGCAGCGAGUCCUUGA
This is a messenger RNA of Aphanomyces invadans, 882 nucleotides long. RefSeq lists its product as hypothetical. The transcript is spliced from 4 exons. Lineage: Eukaryota; Oomycota; Saprolegniomycetes; Saprolegniales; Verrucalvaceae. Gene Ontology annotation, molecular function: nucleic acid binding. The record is from RefSeq and is a predicted model, not a curated record. The coding region runs from base 1 to 882 and encodes 293 amino acids.